AUGGCAGACCCUGUCACCCUAUUAAACACCAUUCCUGAUAACAUUAAACCGAAUGGACGAAUUCCAAAUACGCCGUUGGCUGCGUCUACAAUCUCGUUUCUUCUUGGAUCACUAUUUUCGCUUGGAGCGCUCACUUUUGUGGCCGGCGGUUAUGAUUAUUAUUGGUGGUCGACGUACCAGCUUGGGCUCUUUGUCGCCGCAUGGUCAGCCUUUCAUUGGGGCGAAUUCGCCGUGACCGCUGGAUGGAAUCUCGAAAAGUGUAGUGUUGACUCCUUUCUCUUGGAUAAUGGUUCAAUAUAUCAUAUUGCGCACGGAACGGCAUUGGUUGAAUAUCUUGUCACUUUGUAUUUCAAACCAUCCUGGAAAUCACAUCCCUAUGUCACCAUUGUCGGUUUCGUUCUCAUCAUUGUGGGACAACUGCUACGGUCAACAGCUAUGAUACAUGCUACAACUAAUUUUUCCCACAUGAUCGCCUUCAAGAAACAAGAUAGUCAUGUAUUAGUCACGGAUGGUGUCUACGCAUGGUUUCGUCAUCCAUCAUACGCCGGGUUUUUCUAUUGGGCACUAGGAACGCAGCUAGUCCUUCAGAACCCAGCGAGCUUCGUCGGUUUCGUCGUUGUUCUCUGGCGAUUUUUCUAUUUCAGGACCAGAGCGGAAGAACGGGCAUUGGUCAGGUUUUUCGGCGACGAAUACGUCCAGUACCGACGGGCUGUCGGUACCAAGAUUCCAUUUAUACCUUAG
Messenger RNA from Desarmillaria tabescens, 741 nucleotides. Its product is annotated as Isoprenylcysteine carboxyl methyltransferase family-domain-containing protein. The transcript has 6 exons. Gene Ontology annotation, molecular function: protein C-terminal S-isoprenylcysteine carboxyl O-methyltransferase activity. Lineage: Eukaryota; Fungi; Basidiomycota; Agaricomycetes; Agaricales; Physalacriaceae. Gene Ontology annotation, cellular component: membrane; endoplasmic reticulum. Gene Ontology annotation, biological process: C-terminal protein methylation. The coding region runs from base 1 to 741 and encodes 246 amino acids. The record is from RefSeq and is a predicted model, not a curated record.